Messenger RNA from Humulus lupulus (European hop), 1423 nucleotides. RefSeq lists its product as uncharacterized. The coding region runs from base 300 to 1238 and encodes 312 amino acids. NCBI's taxonomy places the organism in Eukaryota, Viridiplantae, Streptophyta, Magnoliopsida, Rosales, Cannabaceae. The transcript has a single exon. The record is from RefSeq and is a predicted model, not a curated record.
AUUUCUUUCUUUCUUAAUUUUGUCUUUACUAGUUUCAUAUUUUACACUAAUAAUAUUGUGAAAUAGAGGGACACCCCCACAUGGAUGAAAACCAUAGAAAUUAUAAUAAACAAUAAUAAUAAGUAGCCUUCUUCUUUUGUCUCCUUCAAUCUCCAAGUUUUCUUCCUCUACAGGUAAGAGAAAGAAAAUCACAACGCCUUCUCUUCCUAUAUACUGUAUAUAAAAAUCCUCUGUUUUUGCUCCUCUGUUUAUUAGGGUUUCUUUUCCUUGUAAUUUUUAUUUAUUUAUUUUCAUUGAGAAUGAGGAACAUAGCAACUUGUUACAGCGAACAUGCCACUAAGGUAUCAGAUUCAUAUUGCUCAGGCUCAUCAAACUUGGCUUAUCUCAAUCCAAAACUAAACCACUCUUCAAUCCCAAACGAAGUCACAUGCAUAUACAAAGCCAAGCUCUCAAACCAAACACAGGUUUUGAUUACUCUAACCUGGUUUAGCAACCUGACACCAGGGAUAAGAGUAGGCCAAGAGUUGAAACACUCCGAGUUCAAGCGACUGAGGAAGAACAAAGGUAGCGAAACGUUUCGAUCUAGUGGUUUCAAGAUUGAAGUUUUCUGGGAUAUUUCUGAAGCUAAAUAUGGAGUUGGACCAGAGCCAAUUCAUGGGUUUUACGUCGUCGUUUUGGUCGAGUCAGAACUGGUCCUAAUCCUCGGAGACAAACAAGACAAUAUUGAUGAAAUGGUCAUGGUGAAAGCUGGAGUUACAAGGGGAAAAUCUUCAUUGGUUUCUAGGAGUGAGAGGUUUUCUGGCCAUUACUGUGUUUAUUCAACCAAGGCUCAGUUUUCUGAUAAUGGAAUGACUCAUGAGAUUGUAGUGAAGUGUGGUAAAGAAAAAGAUGGUGAUCAUGAUUAUCACGAAGAAGAAGAAAAAAAGAGAAAAGGGUUUAAAGUUGACCCUGUUUUAUCUGUUUGUAUAGAUAGAAAAACCAUUUUCCAGGUAAAGAGAUUGAGGUGGAAUUUUCGUGGGAACCAAGCAAUAUUCUUGGAUGGUUUAGUGGUGGACUUGAUGUGGGAUGUUCAUGACUGGUUUUUCAAUACGACGUCGGGUUGUGCCGUUUUCAUGUUCAGGACAAGAAGUGGUUUGCAUACCAGACUCUGGUUAGAAGAGACCAUUUUGGAGCAGAAGAAGGAUCAAGAAGGAGCUGAAUUUUCACUCUUGAUUUGUGCUUGUAAGAAUUCUGACUAAUUAAUUUUUAUUUAUUUUAUUUAUAUAUAAUUACCUUUGCUUAAUUGGUUAAAAAAUCACUAUUCUAUAUUGACAUUUGAUCUCCAUUUUAUUUCAAUGUUUUUUCACUCCAUACAUUACAUGUAAAUUUACAUCUCCAAACUUUUGGGAUAGCAUAUUCAAUGAACCUUUUUUGUUUGUUUUUU